Molecule: messenger RNA, 1788 nt
Organism: Sesamum indicum (sesame)
Lineage: Eukaryota; Viridiplantae; Streptophyta; Magnoliopsida; Lamiales; Pedaliaceae
Product: F-box protein SKIP22-like
Molecular function (GO): protein binding
Source: RefSeq, a predicted model, not a curated record
CCUUCUUCUCCUUCUCCAUCUACGUUAUAAACCCUUUUUCUUCCGCGUUUCAUCUCCUUCCGACGCGAAGCCAUGAAGCUCAGAUUGAGAUCAUUCGAAUCCAAAGAAACCCUAAAAAUUGAAGCCCCAAAUUCAUGUUCUCUCCCCCAACUCAAGCAAAUUGUCUCCCAAGCCCUCCCCAAUUCAUCUUCUCCCGCUUCAAUUCGCCUGUCUCUUAAUCGGAAAGACGAGCUCCAAUCCGAUGGCGGCGAAUCCCUCCACUCCCUCGGCAUCGCCGCUGGUGACCUGAUUUUUUACUCUAUCGAAGAGGGUGUGAGUUCGAAUUCCGAAAAUAGCAUUCCCCCGGAAGCCGAUUCUAAUUCGGAACCAGGCUUCAAGGAUUCUGAGGGUUCGACGAGCUUGACUGCCCAAAAUACGCUUCCCGAGGCUCAGAGUUCCGAUUGUGUGAUUCCGGAUUCGCAGAAAGAGAAAAUCCUGGAUAGGGUUUCCGAGAUGGGGGUAAUUGUGGAUGACAUGGAAGUUGAUGAUGAAGAUAAUGAAAAUAGUUGUGAUGGGUUGUUAGCGGAGGUUGUUGGCAAGUCGUUUUCUGUGCCUGGUUUUUUGAGAAAAGUGUUCAUGGAAGAAUUGGGUGAUGACUGCGGACGCAAUCACAAGUUGAUCGUUAUUGCAGUUCACGCUGUUAUGUUAGAGUCCGGUUUUGUGGGUUUUGAUAAGAAUGCAAAUGUGGUUGUUCGUGGUUUUCAGUUUCGUAAUGAGUGGCCGGCGGGUUUGUUCAGGGUGUCUUUCUUUUACACUCUACCACAAAGUCCUAGUGUUGCUCAUGGGGAGGUGAAUAAGAGUGUCGUAUUGAAAUUUCAGAGUUUAGGAAAAUUCAUUAAUGUUUAUGGAACUUUAGGCAAUGGAUCAGAGAAGAGAGGCACUUAUUGGGUGCAAUUGAAUGAGGAUGAAUUGGUUCCUUUUCUGAACGUUGUAUGGGCAAAUUGUGGUAUAACAGAUAAUAUUAGUGGAAAAGAUGGAAGCAUUUCAGGUACAUCUCCAGAGAAAGAGGUGUUCAAAUUUUGGAGGACUGUGAAGGAUCAACUUGCAUUACCUUUGCUGAUUGAUUUAUGUGAAGAGGCUGGUCUGGAGCUUCCUCCUUGCUUUAUGCGGCUACCAACUGAUCUUAAGUUGAAAAUUUUGGAGUGCCUGCCUGGUGUUGACGUGGCUAAAGUGAGUUGUGUGUGCUCAGAACUGCGGUAUUUGGGGUCAAGUGAUGACUUAUGGAAGCUAAAAUUUGCUGAGGAGUUCGGCAAUGAGAGAAAGGAGGCACAAGGGGGUUGGAAAAAAGCCUUUGCCAGGGUGGUGUUGGAUUGGCGGAAGAGCAGGAAGCGUGCAGGCAGGGUUAGAGCCUCACCCUAUAGGCCUCUUCCUUUUCCUCCUCCAUUUAGGAGAGGUUAUGACAUGCCUAUUGGAGUUCCACUGGUACCGCACAUUGUAGGCGGCGAAUAUGAUAUUGCACCUGCAAUUGGGCAUGAUGUACACACUAUGCUCCACGGCUCAGUAAACCGUCCAAUGCGGAAAUUUUCACCGUGCUGUAAUUUAGGGGUUCGUGGUGGUAGGUUUAUUUAAGUGUGGUGUUACUACUUUAGGGAUAUGUUUAUCAUACUAUGUAUAUUGGCUUAUAAUAAUCUGCGAACAGCAAGUUAUAUAUACUUUUUGUGCUUGGGUUGUCGCAUCUAUUUGUUUCCUCACGUGUUCAGUUUUAUAUAACAUUGAGUUUGGUUAUGUUAUCCUAAUACCAUUGCAGUA